Molecule: messenger RNA, 1368 nt
Organism: Fusarium tjaetaba
Lineage: Eukaryota; Fungi; Ascomycota; Sordariomycetes; Hypocreales; Nectriaceae
Product: pantothenate transporter liz1
Exons: 10
Coding region: 1-1368 (455 amino acids)
Biological process (GO): transmembrane transport
Cellular component (GO): membrane
Molecular function (GO): transmembrane transporter activity
Source: RefSeq, a predicted model, not a curated record
AUGGGCACCAACCCUGCAAAAUACUACGUCUCGGCGAACAAGCUCGCCAUACUUGCAGAUCAAUGCAAAUAUGCAUAUUCAAAGAUGGGUGUCAUCGCAGCCUUGAAGGGCAAUAAAGUUGGAGCCGUGGUAGUCUCCGUCUUUGACUGGUACCCGUCGGAAUACCCGAAAGAGGAGAGGAAGCUUCUCCGCAAGCUUGACCUAGCCAUCCUGGUCUUUGGAUCUCUAAGCUUCUUUUGCCGCUUCCUCGGACAACAAAACAUCACCAACGCAUAUGUCUCCGGCAUGAGAGAGGACCUCAAUGCCUUCGGAAAUGAGUUGAACUACUACGUCGUUGCUUAUCCCACUUAUGACGCUACAAACAAAAGGCAAACUGGCGCAGUUAACCAUGACAGGGCACCGUUCCUCCUCCCUUCGCUACAGAUCCUUUGGGCCGUCAUCGCAUUUUGUCAGUCUGAGAUCAAACAUAGCUGGCAACUCUAUAUCUUGAGAGCCUUGACUGGGUUCCUCGAGGCCAGCUCAUUUGGUGGCACUCAUCUAAUCCUUGGCUCGUGGUUCAAGAACGAAGAACUCUUCAAACGAGCGGGCGUCUGGUUCAUGGGCAAUUCACUUGGCUCCAUGUUCUCCGGAUAUCUCCAAGCUGCUGCGUACCGAAACCUCAAUGGCGUUUUUGGGCGUGCUGGUUGGCGAUGGCUGUUCAUUGUACAAGGCAUCAUCACAUUACCUCUCGCUUUUCUGGGAUUCGUCGUUUGGCCUGGACUGCCUACAUCGCCCAGAAGGUGGUAUAUGACUGAGGAGGAGCAUGCUCUCGCUCUCAGACGUAUCCCUACUGUCGAGAAGGAGGGGAUCACAUGGAAGACAUUCAAGUACACCUUGAGCCGUCCCAUGUGGUGGAUCUGUGUCUCAUGCUACAUCUUCUUGUGCCAGGCGCAUUAUUGGUUUGUCGCCUUUUACUUCGGUGGCUUUUCAGGCAUGGCAUCGCCCAUUCUGUACUCGUGGGUCAACUCCACCCUGAAGGAGAACUACGGCGAGCGUGGGCUCAUCAUUUCAUCUAUGAUGACACUGGGCUUUUGCAACCAGAUCUGGAUCCCACUCUUCACAUUUCCAACAGUUGAGGCCCCGCGCUUCCCAAAUGGAUACCCAGCGGCGACAGUGUUUGAGUUCACCAUGUGGGCAAUCUUAAUGGGAGGAGUCUGGUAUAUGAAGAGGUGGAAGAUCAAGCACCCUGAUCUCGAGAUGCGUCUGGCUGAGCCUGAGAGUCUUGGCGCAGCGAGUGAGUCUGAGUCUGGCGACGCAGGCGGGGCGGACACCAAGGGCACCAAUGAACACGUCAGAAUGAGACUCUGGGAGGUAUCUUCCAUCAUGUAA